AUGUCGAGCCCGGACUCCUUUGAGCCUUUUUCUUUUCUUCGAACCGGAGCCGUUAUCCAAUCUUGGGAUAUAGAAGGAACAAACAUUGUUCUUGGAUUUCCUACCGAAGAACUUUACCAAUCACACAAUGACUACUACUUUGGCGCGACUCUAGGCCGCGUAGCUAACCGCAUUAAAGGCGCUCGACUUACCAAUUUAAAUGGCCGAACUUAUACCCUCCAGCCGAAUGAGGGUAAUAAUAUCCUCCACGCUGGUGUUAACAGUUGGGGCCACAGAACCUGGGAAGGGCCCACGAAAGUGGCUGCGUGCAAGAUCGACGGCCUUGAAGGAGUCACCGGCGAGCAGAGCGUCCAAUUUCAACUUUUAAGUGAGGAUGGUGAUGAAGGCUUUCCGGGGACGGUGCUGGCUACCAUCGUGUAUACUGCAGGCUGGCAGAUUACCUCCCAAGGGGAAAGAGUUAGUGUGUUGGAAUUGGCCUAUGAAGCCGAGCUUAUCGCGAACGCGGAGGAGACGGUGAUUAAUAUGACUAACCACUCAUACUUCAAUCUUACCGACACUUCUACCAUAACUGGGACCCAAAUGUCGACAUGCACUACACAACAUCUUCCAAAAGACUCUGAAAACAUUCCUAUCUCAGGACCAGCUCCUUUUCCUGGCCUGGAGGCAGAGAAACCCUUUACAAUCACCGAAAGUUGGCCUAUCAUCGACCACUGUUUUGUCGUCAAUACUUCCCCAGAUACUGUCCCUCUGGACACUCGCUCGUUGGCACUACAGAAGAUGGUAGAGACAUACCAUCCCGACAGCCACAUUCACCUUGAGGUAUGGGCUACGGAGCCAGCUUUCCAGCUCUACACAGGCGAGAACACUAAUGUCCCUGCGGUAGGGGGGUGUCCUGCUAGAGGUGCCAGGAGUGCAUUCUGUGUGGAGCCUGAACGCUAUGUAAAUGCCCCUGAAGUGGAAGCCUGGCGAAGGAUGGUUUUGUUGAGAAAAGGAGAGAUCUACGGCAGCCGGAUCGUAUACCAGGCAUGGAAAGACCUAAGAGCCUAG
Messenger RNA from Talaromyces stipitatus ATCC 10500, 1047 nucleotides. RefSeq names its product aldose-1-epimerase, putative. NCBI's taxonomy places the organism in Eukaryota, Fungi, Ascomycota, Eurotiomycetes, Eurotiales, Trichocomaceae. Gene Ontology annotation, molecular function: carbohydrate binding; aldose 1-epimerase activity. Gene Ontology annotation, biological process: glucose metabolic process; beta-D-galactose catabolic process via UDP-galactose, Leloir pathway. Bases 1 to 1047 code for a protein of 348 amino acids. The transcript has 2 exons. The record is from RefSeq and is a predicted model, not a curated record.